AUGAUGAGUGAUGCAAGUGACAUGCUUGCUGCGGCCCUGGAGCAGAUGGAUGGCAUUAUAGCAGGUUCCAAGGCGCUGGAAUACUCCAAUGGCAUCUUUGACUGCCAGUCCCCCACCUCCCCAUUCAUGGGGGGCCUGCGGGCACUGCACCUCGUGGAGGACUUGCGGGGCUUGCUGGAGAUGAUGGAAGCAGAUGAGAGGGAGGGGCUGCGCUGCCAGGUCCCGGACUCCACGGCCGAGGCUCUCAUCGAAUGGCUCCAAAGUCAAAUGACUAAUGGACACAUAUCUGGGAAUGGAGAUGUUUAUCAAGAAAGGCUGGCUCGUCUGGAAAAUGAUAAGGAAUCUCUUGUUCUGCAAGUAAGUGUGCUUACAGACCAGGUGGAGGCCCAAGGAGAAAAGAUCCGGGAUCUGGAGUUCUGCCUGGAGGAGCACAGGGAGAAGCUGAAUGCCACUGAGGAGAUGCUGCAGCAGGAGCUUUUAAGCAGAACAACUCUUGAAACUCAGAAGCUGGAUCUUAUGGCAGAGAUUUCUACUCUGAAAUUAAAGCUUACAUCUGUAGAGAAGGAUAGAUUGGACUAUGAGGAUAGAUUCAGAGACACAGAGGAUUUGAUCCAGGAAAUAAAUGAAUUGCGGUUGAGGGUGGGAGAAAUGGACAAUGAAAGACUCCAGUAUGAGAAAAAACUGAAAACAACCAAAUCUUUAAUGGCCAAACUUUCUAGCAUGAAAAUCAAAGUGGGUCAGAUGCAGUAUGAAAAGCAGCGGAUGGAGCAAAAAAGCCAGAUGCUAAAGGAUGAACUGUCAGCUCUGAAAGACAAACUGGAGCAGAAGGAAGCUGAGGUGAAAAGGUUGCAUGAAAAACUGGUUUGCAAGCUGAAAGGAGAAGGGAUUGAAAUACUGGACAGAGAUAUAGAAGUACAGAAAAUGAAGAAGGCGGUAGAAUCUCUAAUGGCAGCAAAUGAAGAGAAGGAUCGGAAGAUAGAAGAGCUUCGGCAAUCUCUGAAUAGGUACAAGAAAGUCCAAGACAUGGUGAUACUGGCUCAAGGCAAAGAAAGUGAAAGUGAAGACUUGAAUUCAGGGUCUGUUUCCACUGGUUUAUUGGACACAUCAAGUCUGGCUGACCCAGAGAAAAGCCCAUCCCCAACCCCAGUAACAGCAUCUCCAAUCCAUGAUGAGUUCAACAUGAAUAUUCACGAAGAGAUCCACACCAGCAUUUUACAGAUUUCAGUCCCUUCCUUUUCAUCAGCAUCCAAGAGCUCAGAAGCUGUUGCAGAGAGACUGAAAACACACCCUAGGCCAGAUCCUGCAAGUGAAAUGAGUGAAGGAAGAUCAACAGGUUCCUCCCCUGAAACUCAUCUGUGUGAUAGCCCAGUAACUUCCACACUGCAGAAGUCCAGCAGUCUGAGCAGUCUAAGGAAAGAGGCAUCUGAAGUGCACUCUGACACUUGGCAGAGAACCAAUCAGGUUAAACCUCCUGUGGAAGGCAAUAAUUUUGCAACCCUCCCUCCCAAGUCUCCUUCUCACGGUGGCACAGGUGACGAGGACAGUUUUGGCACCCGCAAAGCCAGAUCUUCCUUUGGCCGAGGUUUUUUCAAGAUAAAAAAUAACAAGAGGACUGCAAGUGCCCCCAAUCUGGCUGAAACGGAGAAGGGAUCUGCAGACCACUUGGAUCUGGCUGGCUUGCCCUCUCACCCAAAAGAAGCAGAUAGUCUGCAGAUGACACCACCUUCUCCAGAUUCCAGAAAAAAGUCCAGGGGAAUCAAGAAGUUGUUUGGAAGACUUAAAAGAAGUCAGUCCACCACCUUCAACCCAGAUGACAUGUCCGAGACGGAGUUCAAAAGAGGAGGGACAAGAGCCACGGCAGGGCCCCGGCUGGGCUGGUCUCGGGACCUGGGACAGUCCCACAAUGAGCUGGAUAUGCCAUUUGCAAAGUGGACCAAGGAGCAGGUUUGCAACUGGCUUCAGGACCAAGGGCUUGGCUCUUACAUCAAUAAUGGCAGGCACUGGAUAUUGUCUGGGCAAACACUUCUGCAGGCUUCUCAGCAGGAUCUGGAAAAGGAGCUUGGGAUAAAGCACCCUUUGCAUCGGAAGAAGCUCCAGCUUGCUCUGCAGGCACUGGGAUCUGAAGAGGAAAACAACCAUGGAAAACUGGAUUACCACUGGGUUACCAGGUGGCUGGAUGACAUUGGCCUGCCCCAGUAUAAGACCCAGUUUGAUGAGGGGAAGGUGGAUGGCCGCAUGCUCCAUUACAUGACUGUGGAUGACCUGCUGUCCUUGAAGGUCAUCAGUGUGCUUCACCACCUCAGCAUCAAAAGAGCCAUUCAGGUGUUGAGAAUAAACAACUUUGAGCCCAACUGCCUGCGCAGGAGGCCGUCAGAUGAGAAUAAUGUGACACCUUCUGAGGUCACCCAGUGGACCAACCACCGCGUGAUGGAGUGGCUGCGCUCCGUGGAUCUGGCAGAGUAUGCGCCCAACCUGCGGGGCAGUGGAGUGCACGGGGGGCUGAUGGUUUUGGAGCCCCGUUUCAAUGUAGAAACCAUGGCCCAGCUGCUGAACAUCCCACCCAACAAGACACUGCUGAGACGGCACUUGGCCACUCAUUUCAACCUCCUGGUGGGGCAGGAGGCCCAGCAGCAGAAACGUGAAGCCAUGGAGUCCCCAGACUACGUCCUCCUGACAGCAACUGCCAAAGUCAAGCCAAAGAAACUUACCUUCAGCAAUUUUGGGAGCCUGAGGAAGAAGAAGCAGGAUGAUGUGGAGGAGUAUGUGUGUCCUAUGGAGCUGGGACGGGCAUCUGGCAGUGGAUCAAAGAAGGGCUUUAAGCCUGGCCUGGAUAUCCGAGUAUAUGAUGAUGAUGAUUUGGACAGGCUGGAGCAGAUGGAAGAUUCAGAAGGGACUGUGAGGCAAAUAGGAGCAUUUUCUGAAGGCAUCAACAACUUGACACACAUGCUGAAGGAAGAUGAAAUGUUCAAAGACUUUGCCACUCGCUCUCCUAGCACCAGUAUAACAGAUGAGGACUCCAACGUGUGA
Messenger RNA from Cinclus cinclus, 3027 nucleotides. It is a transcript of the gene PPFIBP1, whose product is annotated as PPFIA binding protein 1. The coding region runs from base 1 to 3027 and encodes 1008 amino acids. Gene Ontology annotation, molecular function: protein binding. Lineage: Eukaryota; Metazoa; Chordata; Aves; Passeriformes; Cinclidae. The record is from RefSeq and is a predicted model, not a curated record. Gene Ontology annotation, cellular component: presynaptic active zone. Gene Ontology annotation, biological process: neuromuscular junction development. The transcript is spliced from 27 exons.